ACCACAUGCACUGUACUCUGGACCUAUGAACUCAAACACAGCACAUACACACUCAAUACUUCAAACAUGGAAUGAACCAGCUUUAUUUGUGUGGAGACUGAAAACGUGGCCAGAGAGAUGAAUGAAGCAGACCUUCUCCCAGAGAUCCAGGCAGGAGAUGGGAGGACACUUUCCAAAGCAGAGUUUCUCUCCUUACUGAGAACCUAUAACUGCUUCCUUAAAGACCAGACUCAGCUGCACCUCUGUUAUUAUCAGGAUGGUGAUGGAGAGGUGGUGGUGGAAGGCUUUCUGAAUAUCUCCUGGGGAGUACGGAGGCUCAUCAGGCUCAAAAUACAAGAUGAUAAACAAAUGCUGCCCUUUGCUCCUUUGAUCUCCCCUGAUCCUGUCAGUCCAGUCAGCCCACUUGGAAAUAAGAGGGGCAUGACGCGAUGGGGGGAAUAUGUGGAUCUUCAUCAGAUAGAUGAAAUGUCUGAGACACCUCAGGAUAAAGUCAUCAGUAAUCCUCUGCCAGGCCCAGUUGUGUAUGAGACCAGGACUCUGCGACCUGUGAGGCAGAAGAGCCACGAGCUUGAAGCCGAGUCUAACCUGUUUCGCUGUAUGAGUGAUGCCUCAUUGGUCAAGAGGAGGAGGGGGAGGGGAAAGUCAGCAGCACAAAGAGAGAAAGAGAGACAACACCGUUUCUCUAUCAAUGGGCACUUCUACAACUAUAAGACCUCGGUCUUUACUCCAUCCUUUGGUACUCCAACUAAAGUUCGGAUCUCCAGCAGGAUGACCACUGACCAGGUCAUUGUACAGUUACUGAAUAAAUUCAAGAUCGAGAAUGAUCCUCAGGAGUUUGCUCUGUACUGCGUUCACCAGAGUGGAGAAAAAAGGAAGCUCAGUAACAAGGACCAGCCCCUAUGGGAGCGCAUUCUACAGGGGCCUUCUGAUGAUAUCAUGAGGAUCUUUUUAAUGGACAUGGAUGAGGAGGAAGUCAGUGAUGAUGUAGCGCAGUAUCUGAACUUAGAGCUUCCUAUCCUGGAGCAAGUUCUUCUUAAGCUCAGAGAGGAGGAGAACAGAGAGAUUCAAAGGGUCUUCAGCAAGUACCAGCAACAGCACAGACUUCUUCUACAUGUCUUGAACUGUAAGACUUCCACUCAUAUUGAGACCAGCGUCUGAUAACACAGGACCAGUCACCCAUCUCAGCACCAUGGUCAGGAGUGAAGAAAGGAUGUUGACAG
Cheilinus undulatus (humphead wrasse) is the source of this 1220-nucleotide messenger RNA. RefSeq names its product Ras association domain family member 6 (gene rassf6). Gene Ontology annotation, biological process: signal transduction. NCBI's taxonomy places the organism in Eukaryota, Metazoa, Chordata, Actinopteri, Labriformes, Labridae. The record is from RefSeq and is a predicted model, not a curated record. The transcript is spliced from 11 exons. The coding region runs from base 118 to 1158 and encodes 346 amino acids.